Molecule: messenger RNA, 630 nt
Organism: Saccharomycopsis crataegensis
Lineage: Eukaryota; Fungi; Ascomycota; Saccharomycetes; Ascoideales; Saccharomycopsidaceae
Product: borealin N-terminal domain-containing protein
Exons: 2
Coding region: 1-630 (209 amino acids)
Source: RefSeq, a predicted model, not a curated record
AUGGGGACAUUUACGAAAGAACAGAAGGAAAAGAUCGUCCUGAAACUUAGGUUCAACAUGAACGAACGGAUCAAGAAACUUCGAUACGAGCAAGACGCUUUGGUGGCGAACCUUGAAAACAAGAUAAAGCACAGGUUAAAUCUUGUGCCCAAGAAAUACUGGGAUCUUAAACUUCGGGACGUGAUUGAACUUGAACGUCACGAAAAAGUCAACUUUGCGACACUUUUGAAUGCCAUCAGCACCAACGCUAAUAACAUCGAUUCAUCAACCUCAACAUCGUCCGCCAAUGUUGUUAAAAAGACAUCAAAAGAACUCAAUAUCUCUUCUUCGUUAUCGAAGCGGUCAGCUGGACUUAAAUUAAGCAGCCACAAUGGUCCUGGAUCAAGGGUGAAAAACUCAGGCCUGCCUUCAAAAAGUUACGUACCCAAACUCUCCAAACUUACCAACGGAUCGUCAUCCAAUUUUUAUGAUAGAAGUGGCGAAAGUCCAUUGAAGAGUAGAAAUGCUAGUAAUAUGGGACCGCCAAAUACUAGAAAAACUCCAUCGCCGUUCAAAUCACCUAACAAGUCACCAACUAGAUCGCUAUCUAAAUCGCCAGUAAAGAAAACUUUGAAAAGGGGAAUCAAAUGA